AUGGAGGUUGGAAACCACACCAUCAUUACAGAGUUCAUUAUUUUAGGUUUAACACAAGAUCCUAUACUUGGUGUCAUCUUCUUUGUGAUAUUUCUAGGAGUCUACUUUGUUACCAUAGUAGGUAAUAUCAGCAUCAUUAUUUUAAUAAGAAGCUGCCCCCACCUUCACACCCCCAUGUACCUCUUCCUCAGUCAUUUAGCUUUUGUGGACAUUGGGUACUCCUCAUUAGUCACACCUAUAAUGCUUGUAGAAUUCCUUGGACAUAAAAUAAUCCUCUUUGUUGCUGUCUGUGAAGCCCAGUUCUAUUCUUUGGUCAUGUUUGGGACAACUGAGUGCUUCUUGCUGGCUGCUAUGGCCUAUGACCGCUAUGUGGCCAUCUGUUCACCCCUGUUCUACUCUACCCACAUGUCCCCCAGAAUUUGCAUCCUCUUAGUGGCAGCUUCCUACCUGGGUGGGUGUGUAAAUGCUUGGACAUUUACUAGCUGUUUAUUGAGUUUAUCCUUCUGCGGAUCCAAUCAAAUAGAUCACUUUUUCUGUGAUUUCUCCCCUUUGUUGAAACUUGCCUGUUCAGAUGUUUCCGUCAUUCAAAUUAUCCCUUCCAUCUCUUCUGGCUCCAUUAUUGUAGUCACUGUGUUUGUCAUAGCUCUCUCCUAUUUCUACAUUCUUAUUACCAUCCUGAAAAUGCGUUCCACUGAAGGGAGACAUAAGGCCUUCUCCACUUGCACCUCCCACCUCACUGCAGUUACUCUCUAUUAUGGGACUAUUACAUUCAUCUAUGUGAUGCCCAAGUCCAGCUACUCAAUUGCCCAGAACAAGGUAGUGUCUGUAUUUUACACAGUGGUGAUUCCCAUGUUGAAUCCCCUUAUCUACAGUCUGAGGAACAGAGAUGUGAAAGAAGCCCUGAAAAAGGCAACUGCCAGAAUAUGUUCUUAA
Elephantulus edwardii (Cape elephant shrew) is the source of this 933-nucleotide messenger RNA. RefSeq names its product olfactory receptor 491-like. The transcript has a single exon. Bases 1 to 933 code for a protein of 310 amino acids. Gene Ontology annotation, cellular component: membrane. The record is from RefSeq and is a predicted model, not a curated record. Gene Ontology annotation, biological process: sensory perception of smell; G protein-coupled receptor signaling pathway. NCBI's taxonomy places the organism in Eukaryota, Metazoa, Chordata, Mammalia, Macroscelidea, Macroscelididae. Gene Ontology annotation, molecular function: odorant binding; olfactory receptor activity; G protein-coupled receptor activity.